GGAUUGAUAUAAGCAAUGUGCUAUAUUAUAUCUUGGUACUUUUUUUUGGCUGUCUUCAGGUUUGGCAUAUUCAAUCCUUCAACUGUUUAUGAUCAUUUGGGAGAAAUAUAUUCUGCCCUUAUUUUCGGAAGCUUGGUUUUUUGCAUUUUAUUAUACAUAAAAGGCCAUGUGGCACCGUCUUCCACUGAUUCUGGCUCGUCUGGGAACAUCAUAAUUGAUUUCUAUUGGGGUAUGGAACUCUAUCCUCGCAUUGGUAAAAACUUCGACAUUAAAGUUUUUACAAAUUGCAGAUUUGGAAUGAUGUCUUGGGCAGUUCUAGCUGUAACCUAUUGCAUAAAGCAGUAUGAAGUGAACGGCAAAGUGGCUGAUUCAAUGCUUGUUAAUACCAUAUUGAUGCUGGUGUAUGUUACUAAGUUUUUUUGGUGGGAAGCUGGAUACUGGAGCACAAUGGAUAUUGCACAUGAUCGAGCUGGUUUUUAUAUUUGCUGGGGAUGCCUUGUAUGGGUGCCUUCUAUAUAUACUUCUCCUGGCAUGUACCUGGUCAAUCAUCCCGUACACCUUGGAACUCAGUUGGCACUCUACAUCCUAGUAGCAGGCAUUCUUUGCAUAUACAUCAACUACGACUGUGAUAGGCAAAGGCAAGAGUUUCGCAGAACAAAUGGCAAAUCUUUGGUUUGGGGUAAAGCUCCAUCAAAGAUAACUGCCACUUACACUACCACAACUGGGGAAACAAAAAGCAGCAUUCUUUUAACUUCGGGAUGGUAUGGAAAAUACUGGAAAUCGUACUGCGAGAAGGUUCGGUACAGGGUCAUCCCCGGAAUUUACUGAGAAAAUGUUGCACAAGUGUUUGUUCUAUGUUGAGAAUGGCAUGUAUAUUCAGCCUUUCCAAAUUAAAUGAUGGCAGGCUCGUAUCAUGUUGUUGUUAUUGUUGUUUUUGUAAUGGUCAACUUUAUGGAUGUUGUAUUUCUCUCAUCUUCAAUGACCAAAAACUUUUCUUGUUUAGGAAAAUUACUAUAAAGUUUUGUUUCUAUUUUUCAUUUUUGAAGUAAAAAUUGUUCAAGAUUAUAAAACUUUAUUAUGUUAUGCUUUCAAACUUAAGUUAGAACUAA
This is a messenger RNA of Humulus lupulus (European hop), 1109 nucleotides long. Its product is annotated as 7-dehydrocholesterol reductase-like. Gene Ontology annotation, biological process: brassinosteroid biosynthetic process; sterol biosynthetic process. Lineage: Eukaryota; Viridiplantae; Streptophyta; Magnoliopsida; Rosales; Cannabaceae. Gene Ontology annotation, cellular component: endoplasmic reticulum membrane. The transcript has 8 exons. The record is from RefSeq and is a predicted model, not a curated record. Gene Ontology annotation, molecular function: oxidoreductase activity, acting on the CH-CH group of donors, NAD or NADP as acceptor. The coding region runs from base 16 to 828 and encodes 270 amino acids.